This is a messenger RNA of Arabis nemorensis, 888 nucleotides long. The record is from the annotation of a GenBank genome assembly. NCBI's taxonomy places the organism in Eukaryota, Viridiplantae, Streptophyta, Magnoliopsida, Brassicales, Brassicaceae.
AUGAGGAAUAGAUCCCAAUCUUUCAUCACCCCAAAUCUCAUAUUCAUCUGUUGCACAAUUGUGGUUCUGCUCAUUCUUUUCUUUCAAAGAACAAGCAUCUCUUCUUCUUCAAACUCCGUCUCGAAAACAAAUCUCUCCGACUCAACCACACAACAAUCUAGAUGCCCAUCAACUCCGCAACAAUGCACCAAAUUGCCCACUUCUCUAUCCGAUGCAUUGGUUCACUACGUCACCACAAAGAUCACUCCGCAACAAACGUUUAAAGAAAUCUCCGUCUCUAAGCGAGUCUUGGACAAGAAAUCUCCUUGUAACUUCCUCGUCUUCGGCUUAGGACACGACAGCUUGAUGUGGGCUUCUCUCAACCAUGGUGGUCGCACAUUGUUCCUCGAGGAAGACAAAGUUUGGAUCGAGACCGUGACUACGAAAUUCCCGAGCUUAGAAUCAUACCACGUCGUUUAUGACACGAAAUUGAAAGAUUCGAACAAACUAAUGGAGCUAGAGAAAACAGAGGAUUGCAAAUCUGUGUCUGAUCCGAGAGUUUCGAAAUGUGCUCUAUCACUCAAGGGUUUUCCCGCGGACGUUUACGAGACGCAAUGGGAUCUGAUAAUGGUCGAUGCUCCCACUGGCUUCCAUGAGGAAGCUCCGGGGAGGAUGAGUGCUAUUUACACGGCUGGUCUUUUGGCUCGUAACCGUUAUGAUGGCGGCGAGACUGAUGUUUUCGUCCACGACGUUAAUCGGGCUGUGGAGGACGAGUUCUCGGCAGCGUUCUUGUGCCAAGGAUACUUGAAGGAGCAGCAAGGGAGGCUCCGGCAUUUCACCAUCCCUAGCCACCGGGCUCGCUCCGGUACACCAUUUUGUCCAGCGGAUGUCAGUCGCCACCGUUUUUGA